Messenger RNA from Saccostrea echinata, 1121 nucleotides. RefSeq lists its product as uncharacterized. NCBI's taxonomy places the organism in Eukaryota, Metazoa, Mollusca, Bivalvia, Ostreida, Ostreidae. The transcript has 8 exons. The record is from RefSeq and is a predicted model, not a curated record. Bases 6 to 866 code for a protein of 286 amino acids.
UAGAAAUGGACUCGAAACGUAUGAAGGUAUUUGCGUUGUUUCUGAUGUCCAUUACAAUUAUUUUUUGGCUUGCAGCCAUUGCAACGCCAGGCUGGAUUAUCACGUCACCAAAACCAUUAAAAGCACCGUCACUUCACUUGGAAUCCUUUAUGCCAGCAUUGACCCCAUACACAAGAAAUUCUUCUGAAAAAUAUCUGCAAGGCUAUGAUGUCGACACUGGAAAAGAGAACAUCCCUGAAGUACAAAUGAAAUCCUUUAGUCCAUCAUUUACCUCAUACACAAGAAGUUCUUCCGAGGAAUAUCUGCAGGAUUAUGAUGACGACACUGGAAAAGAGAAUAUCGCUGAAAUACAAAUGACACAGAUAUCCGUCCAGAUGAGCAUUUUCUACUUCCUCAUAUGUAACAGAGGUCAAUGUCUUCCGGUUCCGUAUGACACCAGCGGUGUACAAGUCACAGAGGGAAUGACCAGUAUUCCGUCGUUUGUUGAAAUUCAGAUCGAGGGCGUAUUUGUUCUUGUGUUAUUGAUAAUGGCCUAUAUUCUUCUUCUACUGAACAUGAAAUCUUCCUGUAACAUUCUGGUCGGAGGAAUUGCAAUGAUUUUGUCUGGUAUAUUUUCAUUUAUUUUGAUCAUUCGAAUGACUGUGCCAAACAUUAAAAUGACGGAUCUUGCCGAUGCCAUGAAUAUGGAAGUCAAAACACCUUAUUCAAUCAUUUUGGCAUGGAUCAGUUUCCUGCUUAGCUUUGCAACUUCUUUCUUAAUUGGAGUUGUUUACUCAAAACAACGGAAAGAAUCUGUAGACAGCCAGACUCUGGAUUUGAUUUCGACAACCUCUUCAAACGACUUCUCCAUCCUUAAAGAGAUUUAAAAAUAAGUAAUAAUGUCCAUCGUUGAAAAACCAGUUGCUGUAAUGAUCUUCUAAGUCACUCUGAGAUUUGCUAUCUUAUAAGAAAACAUAUGAGUUUGAUAUAUACAUUGAACCAAAUAGAAAUGUCACAAAAUUGCUGUAGAAUCCUUCAUAAUUGGAAGUUAUCCAAAAAAAAAAAAAAAAAAAAAAAAAAAAAAAAUUAUACACUUUUACCUCUAUCAUUUUGAUUGUGCCUAAAAUUCAUUCAAAUAUAUA